AUGGACUGGCUGCCCAGUUUGCCUUCCCAUGUAGUGCUACUGCUUCUGGUCCUGUUGGGUGCUGCCCUGCUGGUGGCUACCCUGCUCUUCUGCCAACAUUGUCCAGCAAGAAGCAAGAUCCCCAGGGCACAGAGGCGAAGGGAAGUAGCUCUGCAGAAGAUGGCGGCCCUGGCACAGCGUCUCCGGCAGCAGGAGCCAAGUCUAGAUCCUGGACCCAUCCUGGAGCUGCCCCUGCUGACACUGGCCCAGAAGCUUCAGAAUGAAGAGCUGAGCCUAGAGAGCGUCCUCUGUAGCUACUUGGAGAAGGCACUGCAGGUGCACGAGGAAGUGAACUGCCUGACGGAUUUCCUGGAGGAAUGUGAGAACCAACUACAGGAGCUGAAGAAACUCAAGAAAUUUGAGAGAGGCCCACACUAUGGGGUUCCCAUGAGCCUCAAGGACACCUUUGACUGCAUGGGCCAUGAUUCUACGUGUGGUCUCAUCCAGUUCCUGGAGAAGCCUGCGGCCAAGGACGGGGUCAUUGUGAAAGUGCUGAAAGCCCAGGGAGCUAUUCCUUUUGUUAAAACCAACAUCCCCCAGACAUUGUUCAGCUUUGAUUGCAGCAACCCCAUCUAUGGCCAGACUCUGAACCCCUUGAACUUAAAGAAGAUACCUGGAGGCUCCUCAGGGGGGGAAGGAGCUCUUCUGGCAGAAAGAGGUUCCAUCCUAGGUAUGGGUACUGACACAGGUGGCAGCAUCCGCAUACCAGCUAGCUUCUGUGGUGUCUAUGGACUUCGGACCACAGGAUACCGCCUCAGCUACACUGGAGUUGCCUCUGCUGUCAAGGGCAAGAAAUCAGUGACCACAGUGGCUGGGCCGAUGGCCCGGGAUGUGGAGAGCCUGGCACUGUGCCUGAGAGUGCUACUGAGUGAGGACAUGCACCAGCUGGACCCCACUGUGCCCCACAUGCCCUUCAGGGAGGAGGUGUACUCCAGUACCUGGCCCCUACGAAUUGGCUACUAUGAGACAGAUGGUUUCACUCAGCCAUCCCCCAGCAUGGCCAGGGCUGUGCAGCUCACCUCCAAGCUGCUCCAGGAUGCAGGACAUGAGGUCAUCCCCUUCUCCAUUCCCCGUAUAGAGUAUGCCAUACAGCACCUAGUAAAUGGGGGUUUGUAUGCUGAUGGAGGGGCCACUCUUCUGCAGAAGUUGAAGGGAGACAUUGUGGAUCCCUGCAUAAAAGGGAUGGUCAGUAUACUCUGCCUGCCAGACCUAUUGAAGUACUUCUUGUCCCAGAUCCUGAAGUACACAGAGUAUCAGCAAGAGUUCAUAGCCAAGUGGAGAUCCCUAGACAUAGACGUGCUGUUGGCGCCAGCUCUGGACCCUACCUUCUAUAUAGGCUAUCCUGACAAAGCAACAGUGAGCUCCUCCUACCUGGGCCUGUAUAACCUCCUGAACUUCCCCGCGGGUGUGGUGCCUGUCACCACUGUGACGUCCCAGGAUGAAGAGGCACUGGAACAUUACAAGGGAUAUUACGGAGAUAAUUUUGACAAAAAUUUCCGGAAGGCGGUGGCAGGAUCCGUGGGACUUCCGGUGGCUGUGCAGUGUAUAGCAUUACCAUGGGAAGAAGAGCUAUGUCUCCGGUUCAUGAAGGAGGUGGAGACCUUGGCCAAGAACCAUCAGGGAUCCAAGUGA
Messenger RNA from Orycteropus afer afer, 1671 nucleotides. RefSeq names its product fatty-acid amide hydrolase 1-like. Bases 1 to 1671 code for a protein of 556 amino acids. The transcript has 13 exons. The record is from RefSeq and is a predicted model, not a curated record. Gene Ontology annotation, molecular function: fatty acid amide hydrolase activity; amidase activity. Gene Ontology annotation, biological process: fatty acid catabolic process. NCBI's taxonomy places the organism in Eukaryota, Metazoa, Chordata, Mammalia, Tubulidentata, Orycteropodidae.